Messenger RNA from Nothobranchius furzeri (turquoise killifish), 4002 nucleotides. RefSeq names its product ubiquitin-like modifier activating enzyme 7 (gene uba7). Lineage: Eukaryota; Metazoa; Chordata; Actinopteri; Cyprinodontiformes; Nothobranchiidae. Gene Ontology annotation, cellular component: nucleus; cytoplasm. Gene Ontology annotation, molecular function: ubiquitin activating enzyme activity. The record is from RefSeq and is a predicted model, not a curated record. Gene Ontology annotation, biological process: ubiquitin-dependent protein catabolic process; DNA damage response; protein ubiquitination.
UUCUGGGUCAUGUGACGCAACUGUCGUUUGGGAUCAUGUGACGCAAAUCUUUCAGGCGACUGAACAGAUCAAAAUAUGCGCGCGCCGGGUUUUAGCAGGUUACGUCAUUCCCAUCGUUAAAAUAAAAAAUAACAUUUACCAUUCCUCUGACCGGCACUUAUCUUUAUUUUCUUCGUGGGAAAAAAUAUAUAUAUUUUAUUAGAAGUCCUGCGUUGCCCCUUAGUGGCCAACACCUGCAAUCACGCCUAAAGAAGUGACACUCCUCAGAGAAGAAACUCGGAAGCGAAAGUGAAAUCCCGGCGCAUUUAAACUGCUGUCCUCUUCAGAGCCGGUGCUCUUUUCUUCCUGGUUCGGUCCGAUCUUCGUUCCUUUUAACCCAGAUUAGGAUUAAAUCCCAUUGAAGCGCUUCAAAAACAGGAGACUACAGGAACAAACAUGGCAGGACACAAUGAAAUCGAUGAGGGUUUCUACUCCCGACAGCUGUAUGUCCUGGGCCACGACGCCAUGCACCGGAUGGGAUCAGCCAAGGUUCUGAUCGCAGGGCUGAGGGGGCUGGGGGUGGAAAUAGCCAAAAAUGUGAUCCUUUCCGGGGUGAAGUCUGUCACUGUUCAGGAUGAGGGCCGGACCGAGUGGUCAGAUCUGUCAUCACAGUUUUUUUUGCAGGAGUGUCAUCUCGGUCAAAACCGGGCCACAUGUUCCCUACCACAUCUGGCGGCGUUAAACCCUCACGUGCUUGUGUCAGAACACACUGGACCGCUGAACAAGGACCUGGUCCUUCAACAUCAGGUGGUGGUCCUCACUGACUCCUCUCUGGAGGAUCAGAAGCGUUUUGGGGAUCUCUGCCAUUUAAAUAGAAUUCAGUUUAUAGUUGCGGACACAAAGGGACUCUGUGGACAGCUGUUCUGUGAUUUCGGGGAGGAGUUUGAGGUUAUGGACCCAGAUGGAGAGACCCCCGUGUCACUGAUGAUAGAUCGGAUCACCAAGGACAAUCCAGGAGUUGUUCUUUGCACCGAUGACCAAAAACACGGACUCUCAGAUGGCUCUAAAGUGAUCUUUUCUGAAGUCCAAGGCAUGACUGAGCUCAACACGAUGGGACCUGUAGAGAUCAAAGUCUGCGGCCAGUAUUCCUUCAGCAUCUGUGACACUUCCGCCUUUUCCGAUUACGAGCGCGGUGGAGUCGUGACCGAAGUUAAACAGCCACUAAAGUUACAGUUUAAACCACUGAGCGAGGCUCUGCGAGACCAUCAGCUUUUGAUUCCGAAUGAUUAUGGGAAAAUCGCCAGACACAACACGUUGCACCUGGCCUUCCAAGCCCUCCACAGCUUUGUGAAGCAGCAACAGCGUCUUCCUCAUUCAUGGUCUCAGGCAGAUGCAGAUCAUCUGGUUGCCAUUGUGAGAGAGCUGAACGAAGCGGCACAGCUGGAAGAACUGGACGAGGCUGCCGUGCGGAGUCUGUCCUACACCGCUCGGGGGGAUCUGGCUCCUCUCAAUGCUUUCUUUGGAGGCAUGGCUGCUCAGGAAGUUAUUAAGGCGUGUAGUGGGAAGUUCACCCCUCUCCAGCAGUGGCUGUACUUUGAUGCACUGGAGUGUCUCCCUGAAGAUGAGCAACAGCUGGCAGAGAGUUUUUUUCAACCAAGAAGCUCAAGGUACGACGGACAGAUUCCCGUCUUCGGGUCAGAGUUCCAGGAAAAACUCGGGAGCCAGAAGUAUUUCCUGGUAGGAGCAGGUGCCAUUGGCUGUGAGCUCCUUAAAAACUUUGCCCUCAUUGGACUCGGUGCCGGAGAGGACGGCCACAUCACUGUCACAGACAUGGACUUCAUAGAAAGAUCUAACCUGAAUCGACAGUUUCUCUUCAGGUCUAAAGACAUCGGGAAACCCAAAUCUGAAGUUGCAGCCAAAGCGGUGUGUGAGAUGAACCCGCAGGUGAACAUCACCGCUCAUCAGAAUCGUCUGGACUCUGACAGUGAGGGGGUGUAUAGCUACGACUUCUUCAUGGCUCUGGAUGGAGUGGCUGCAGCUCUUGAUAACGUGGACGCCAGGGUGUAUCUAGAUGGCCGCUGCGUUCAGCACCAGAGGCCGAUGUUGGAAGGCGGAACUCUGGGAUGCAAGGGUCACACGCUGGUGGUGGUGCCUCACCUGACAGAGUCUUACGGACCGGCCAAGACGGGUUCUGGCCACGACAUCCCACUGUGCACGCUGAAGAACUUCCCUCACAGAAUUGAGCACACGCUGCAGUGGGCCCGGGACCAGUUUGAGGGACUUUACAAACAAACACCUGAAAAUGUGAACCUCUUCUUAAGCGAUCCAAAGUUUGUGGAGAGAACUCUUACUCAUGGAGAUACCGAGGCCCUGGAGAUUUUGGAAGGUGUUUGGAGGAGCCUACAGGACAUGGGAGCUGGAGGACAGCAUCCAAAGAGCUGGGAGGACUGUGUGAACUGGGCGCGCUGCAAGUGGGAAUCCCUCUACAGCAACGAUAUCCAUCAGCUUCUGCACUGUUUCCCUCCUGGAGAGGUGACCACCAACGGUCUGCCCUUCUGGUCUGGAACUAAGAGAUGCCCUCACCCUCUGACCUUUGACCCUGACAAUUCUACCCACAUGGAUUAUGUGAUGGCGGCGGCUAAUCUGUACGGGCAGAUCUACGGGAUCAAAGGGACGAGAGACCGCACCAAAGUCAGAGCAAUCUUAGAGAACGUCAAAGUGCCGUCUUUCAUCCCCGAGUCGUCCGUAAAAAUUCACCUUACAGACAAUGAGAUGGAGGAGGAGAGGAAAAAGGAGGGUGAUGAUGCUGUUAAAGCCCGACUGGAUGAGCUGAAGAGAAAGCUGUCCUCAAUGAAAGGCUCCUCUCAGAUGUACCCCCUCGACUUUGAGAAGGAUGAUGACACAAACUUUCAUGUGGACUACAUUGUUGCUGCGUCCAACCUGAGAGCAGAGAACUAUGAUAUUCCUCCAGCUGAUCGCCACCAGAGUAAGCGUAUCGCUGGGAGGAUUAUCCCUGCCAUCGCCACCACCACAGCAGCCGUGGCUGGGCUGAUGUGCCUGGAGCUGUUUAAACUGGUCCAGAGUCACAAGAAGAUCAGCUCAUACCGCACGGCUUACCUGAACCUGGCUGUACAGUACUUUGUCCUGUCCCAGCCGAGCCGCCCUCAACGCUUUGAAGUCGCAGGAAAUAAAUACACCCAGUGGGAUGACUUCCUCGUUGAAGGCAGACGUGACGAUCAGCAGGAGAUGACCUUGGCUGAUCUGAUCCAGUUUAUUAAGGAAAAGCAUGGCUUGACCAUCUGCAGUCUCUUUUAUGGAUUUGCAAUCCUCUACAACGGACACGAAGACAGACUGAAGAUGAGGGUGUCUGAGGCUGUAAAACUGGUGACAAAGGCUGACAUUCCUCCUCAUAAGAAGAUACUGGAGUUGGCCCCCUCCUUUGAUGAAGAUGAGGACUGUGAGACGGUACCGACUAUCAGGUACCGGCUCCCAUGAUGCAGGCGACCCAAAGUCUUUGAGCCGUUUAAUAAAGUUGUUGAUUGUAAUGCAAUAUUUACUAAUCCUGAUGUGUGAUUGAAUUUUAUGGGUUUGGGACUUUUAUUCCUGCGUGUAUUCAUUAUUUUUUAUUACUAAGUGUUCUUUGAUUAACUGAAAUCAAGAGAAAUAUUGUUAUACCUCUUCUUAUUUUCUGAGGUACCAACCAAAAGUUUAACAUAUGAUUAAAAAAACAUCACACACACACACACACACACACACACACACAAACACACACACACACACACACACACACACACACACACACACACACACACACACACACACACACACACACACACACACACACACACACACACACACACACACACACACACACACACACUUUUAAACCCUUGUUCCUUGUUCUGAUUUCCUGGGUGAGUACAUUUGAAUGAUGUGUGUUUAAACUUUAUUAAUUAUGAUGCUAAAGAUGCAAUUUGUGAUGAUUCUGUGGGAACACUUUAUUAAAGAUGUCUUUGAUCUGUC